AUGUUACAUUUCCAAGAAAUUUCAGUGAUUAUUCUGCUUGUUGGACUUACAAGCUUACUCCCGAUUCUCUAUCUGUUGAACAAACGUGUUUCCGAGUGUGUGAAGGCAUUACAUGUCCUCGAAGAAAUUACCCUUGGACAACUGCAAGCUGAAAAUAUUGCAGUUGGAAAAGAAUUCGACUGGUCCAUGUUCAAGGGGGCACUGGACCUUACUCGGGCGUUUGUUGCCGGACAUUCAUUCGGUGGUGCGACAGCCAUUGCUGCGACGGCAUUUUCCACCGAUUUUCAAGCCGCCGCUGUAUUGGACGGGUGGUUGUAUCCGCUGGAACCAGGUCAUUAUGAAAGAGCAACACAGCCAACACUAUUAUUGAACGCUGGCCGAUGGCAGUUCAUGGAAAACAUCGAGCAAAUGCGUAAAUUACGAAACAUCGCCGAGAAGCCAAUCUACACCUUCAGGGAUGCGGAGCAUGCAACGUUCACUGACUUUCCUUUCUUGGUGAACUCAUACAUUGGAAGACGAAUGAAGUUACAUGGAGAGACUGCUAAAAGUCUCCGUUCCAUUAUAGAAACCAUACGAACGUAUUUUGUGGAGGAGCUUGCCGCCAUGGAUGCGGAGCAUGCAACGUUCACUGACUUUCCUUUCUUGGUGAACUCAUACAUUGGAAGACGAAUGAAGUUACAUGGAGAGACUGCUCCUGAGGUUGCAAUGGAAGCUAUUGUUAAGAUGACAGUUGCCUUUUUCAAUAAGGAACAGGGCCAGGAGAGCAACGAUCUGUGUCAUCUGGUCAACGAAAAAUAUAGCCAUUUUGUUGUUGAAGGAUUUCCAUCGCAUUUAUUGAAUGGCAAGUCUGGGUAG
Cooperia oncophora is the source of this 855-nucleotide messenger RNA. The record is from the annotation of a GenBank genome assembly. Lineage: Eukaryota; Metazoa; Nematoda; Chromadorea; Rhabditida; Trichostrongylidae.